UCAACAAUGGCGAAAUCACCAGAAUCUGAGCAUCCAGUUAAGGCUUAUGGAUACGCGGCUCACGACAAUACUGGAACACUUUCCCCUCUCACCUUCUCCAGAAGGGCUACUGGGGAAAAAGAUGUGAGACUCAAAGUUCUGUAUUGCGGAAUCUGCCAUACUGAUCUUCACUUCGUCAAGAAUGAAUGGGGGGUAACAACAUACCCCGUUACACCAGGGCAUGAGAUUGUGGGUGUGGUGACAGAAGUAGGCACCAAAGUGGAUAAAUUCAAAAUCGGAGACAAAGUUGGUGUUGGAUGCUUGGUGGGAUCGUGCAGAUCAUGCCAAAGCUGUGCUGAUGAUCUUGAAAACUACUGCCCAAAACAGAUUCUCACUUAUGGUUUCCCCUACCAUGAUGGUACACGGACAUACGGUGGCUACUCCGAUCACAUGGUUGCAGAUGAGCAUUUCGUACUCCGUUGGCCGGAGAAUUUGCCACUUGAUUCUGGUGCUCCGUUGCUGUGUGCUGGAAUCACAACUUAUAGUCCUCUCAGAUACUUUGGACUAGACAAGCCCGGUAUGAAAGUGGGUGUGUUUGGUCUGGGUGGACUUGGCCAUGUUGCUGUGAAGAUGGCCAAGGCUUUUGGAGCCGAAGUUACUGUCUUCAGCACCACCGCUGCUAAGAAGGAAGAUGCGCUUAAAGGACUGAAAGCUGACCAUUUCAUAAACAGCAAAGACCCUGAACAGAUGAAUGGUGCAACGAGUACACUUGAUGGUAUUAUUGAUACGGUGUCUGCAACUCAUGAAAUUGUAUCAUUGCUUAAUGCACUCAAACCCCAUGGAAAGCUUGUUGUUGUUGGUGCACAAGCCAAACCAUUUGAAGUCUCAUCAUAUUCGUUGAUUCCUGGUAGGAGGGUUGUUGGUGGUAGUACUAUUGGAGGGUUGAAAGAGACUCAAGAGAUGCUUGAUUUUGCGGCAAAACAUGGCGUAACUGCAGAUAUAGAGGUUAUACCGAUCGAUUACGUCAACACUGCCAUGGAUCGAAUGUUGAAAUCUGAUGUAAGGUAUCGAUUUGUGAUCGACGUCGCCAAUUCACUCAAGGCCGAGGCUUAGUGUUAUUGAUUUGACAAAUAAAGUUGGAAAUGUUUUACGACCAUCAUUUAAUAAGGAAGAGAGGAAGAGUAGUUUUAAACUUAAGGUUAAGGGGCCUGCAGGUAUAUGCAUCUGUUGGUCAUAUAUGGACCAUCAUACAUGUUUUCUUUUCUCUGUUUUCGAAUAAAG
Molecule: messenger RNA, 1260 nt
Organism: Cynara cardunculus var. scolymus (artichoke)
Lineage: Eukaryota; Viridiplantae; Streptophyta; Magnoliopsida; Asterales; Asteraceae
Product: 8-hydroxygeraniol dehydrogenase-like
Exons: 5
Coding region: 7-1092 (361 amino acids)
Biological process (GO): lignin biosynthetic process
Molecular function (GO): zinc ion binding; cinnamyl-alcohol dehydrogenase activity
Source: RefSeq, a predicted model, not a curated record